AUAAAACCCUACAUCCUCGUCAUCAUCAUAACAACCGUUAUAUCAGGAACUAUAAUCGUCCUUACAAGCUCCCACUGACUAUUAACUUGAAUCGGCUUCGAAAUAAACAUACUAGCGAUCAUCCCAAUCCUAAUAAAAAACUAUAACCCACGAGCCAUAGAAGCAUCCACAAAAUACUUCCUAACACAAGCCACCGCAUCAAUACUCCUAAUAAUAGGCAUCAUCAUCAACCUUAUAUUCUCAGGACAAUGAACAAUCUCAAAAAUCCCAAAUCCAAUCGCAUCAGGCCUAAUCACCAUCGCCCUAGCAAUAAAACUAGGCAUAGCCCCCUUCCACUUCUGAGUACCCGAAGUAACACAGGGAAUCUCAUUACCCUCAGGCAUAAUCUUACUCACAUGACAAAAAAUCGCGCCCUUAUCCGUCCUCUACCAAAUCUCACCAUCCAUCAACCCCAAACUAAUAAUUCCCAUAGCAAUCGCAUCAGUACUAGUAGGAGGCUGAGGAGGACUUAACCAAACUCAACUCCGAAAAAUCCUAGCUUACUCAUCAAUUGCCCACAUGGGAUGAAUAGCCGUUAUCCUUGCAUACAAUCCUACCCUUAUACUCCUAAACUUCACAAUCUAUAUUAUAAUAACCCUAAGCACAUUUAUACUAUUUAUUCACAACUCAUCCACAACAAUAUCAUCACUAUCACAAACAUGAAACAAACUUCCACUCGUAACAUCACUAAUCCUGAUACUAAUACUAUCACUAGGAGGCCUACCACCAUUAUCAGGAUUUACACCUAAAUGAAUAAUCAUCCAAGAGUUAACAAAAAAUGAUAUAAUUAUCCUACCAACAUUCAUAGCCAUCACAGCACUCCUAAACCUAUACUUCUACAUACGACUAUCCUACACCACAACACUAACUAUAUUCCCCUCAGCAAAUAACAUAAAAAUAAAAUGACAAUUCGAAAGCACAAAGAAAAUCAUCCUUCUACCACCACUAAUCAUCACCUCAACCAUACUACUUCCCAUAACCCCAAUAAUAUCAAUCCUGGAAUAG
This is a messenger RNA of Leptonychotes weddellii (Weddell seal), 1044 nucleotides long. The record is from the annotation of a RefSeq genome assembly. NCBI's taxonomy places the organism in Eukaryota, Metazoa, Chordata, Mammalia, Carnivora, Phocidae.